AUGGCGGCGAAGAAAUUCUGGAAUAUGGUACGAGCAAUUGUGUUGAUGCUACGUAAGGAGUUAUCAAAAGGCCGAAUCGUAAUGUCUGAUCUUCAUUUGAUGAUGAAGAGAGGCAAAUUAGCCGGAAAAGCCAUGUUCAAUCUAAUGCAUCUCCACCAAACCCCCGGUAGGCUCAGUUGCCGGACGGCUACUACCGACAUAGCUCAAUCCAUCGCCAUUGCUCCUCAGGAUUACGAGUUUAGCUGUAGCAACAGCCCUGCUUUUCCAGCGCUGCAGAUCUACGGAAAGCGCAGCGGCAAACACCACCAGAACCAGAAGUAUAACGAUGUUACCACUGUUAGCGCUGUUAAACGAGUGCUGGAGAUGCUGAACAACGAAGCGGUGCCCGCGACUGCGACGGCGGUGGAGGUUGAGGUGGCGCCACCGUCGCCUAUGGUGAAGUUUGGGAUGAGUCCGAUGGUUAGGGUAACGGACUCGCCGUUUCCGGUGAAGGAUGAGUGUGGGGACCACAAGGUGGAUGAAGCGGCGGAAGCGUUUAUUAAACGGUUUUAUAGUAAUCUGAAACAGCAGAGGAUAACGGCGGGGAUGGAAUCGCCGUCGCCGUACCACCGGAUGUGGGGCCGGUGA
Molecule: messenger RNA, 627 nt
Organism: Cucumis melo (muskmelon)
Lineage: Eukaryota; Viridiplantae; Streptophyta; Magnoliopsida; Cucurbitales; Cucurbitaceae
Exons: 1
Coding region: 1-627 (208 amino acids)
Source: RefSeq, a predicted model, not a curated record